ACAUACCUCAUGAGCUUUUCUCAGAUGUGAUAUCAUAUUCACAAUGAAUGAAAUGUUGGUUUUAUGUUAUAUUGGUUUCCCUAUACGCUUCACUUUCUCUCACAGUAAUGCCUCAGAGGCCAAAAGAUUCUGCCUCGAGCACGAAUGUCCCACAAACUGGAACAACGCCAAUGAAGACAACUGCUGCGUUUACCACGCCAACAUUCACUCCUGUCCUCUUGCGCUCAUGAGAGGCGGAGGGAUUUGUGGUCCCUGGAUUCCAGAUGAUGGUGAAAUUGUAACUCACACAGUAUCCAAAGCUGGCAAGAUGAGCCAACUGCUCUGGACAUCAAAGGUGGUGCUGGUCCAUUUAGGAGUUACAUCAGUCAUUGCUCAUAUCAAAGUGGGACAGAUGCAUGCAGCACUAGAGUCCAAGGUGUUAGUAGUCAGCGCCCAAGUGUGUGGCGACGGCAUCUGUGAGCUGGAGGAGAGCUGUCUGACGUGUCCCGCUGACUGUGGGGUUUGUCCUAUGCCCACUUCCAUCAAAGUGGCCAUUGGGCUUCCUGUGGCCUUGUUCUGCAGUGGUUUCAUCUUGACGCUGGUGUGGCUGCAAUACCAAAAACAGAAAAUGUUUUGGGAUGAGAGCUGGAUCAUCAACUACAAUAAUAUCAUGUUUGGUAAAGUGUGUUACACAGGGUUUUGUAGCACCACAAGUCUUCAGACUGUAAAGAGGAACUCCAGUGUGAGUAGAGUCACAGAUGUGACGGUCUGCACUGCAGUCAACACCAAAUUCAAACCACGCUUCAUUCAGGCUGGCAUCUAUGAUGGAAGGACUGUAGCUGUAAAACACAUACAGAAGAAACACUUUACCCUCACCAAAACAAUCAGAAAAGAGGUCAAAGAGGUCAGGGAGCUUGAUCACCCAAACCUUUCCAAGUUCUUAGGAGGCUGCAUUGAAGUUCCUUUCAUAAGCAUUAUCACUGAAUACUGUCCAAAGGGAAGCAUGGCAGACGUGCUGUUGAACGAGGAUGUCCCCAUCAAUUGGGGUUUUCGAUUGUCUUUUGCUACUGAUAUUGCUCGAGGAAUGGCUUACCUGCAUCAGCACAAAAUGUUCCAUGGCCGUCUUCAUUCACGCAACUGUGUGAUUGACGACCGGUGGGUCUGCAAAAUAUCAGAUUACGGGCUGAUGGCCUACAGAAAGGAGGACUUUGAGUACAACAUCAGCAGCAUCCAACAACAAAAAAACCUCUCACAUCAACUACUCACCACAAGAACUUCUGCAGAAAAAUCACCACCAUCACAACAGCAGCAGAUGAUUUACACAGUGGGCUUCACCCAGCUGUCCGGCUCCAGCACCCCUCACCAGGUUGUGGAUUUCCUCAACAAGCUUUACACCACAUUUGAUGACAUCAUCGACAACUACGAUGUGUACAAAGUUGAAACUAUAGGAGAUGCUUAUAUGGUGGUCUCGGGAAUACUCUCCAAAACACACCAUAAGAUACCCAACUCACAUCAAUACAACCCAAAACAGACCUUCAUCUGUCUGGAACUUAGUGUCAAGCUACGUCCUUUGAAUGAGAUGUUUUUUUAUGUUAUCUUAGGUCCCGUUGUAGCUGGGGUGGUUGGCACCAAAAUGCCACGGUACUGCUUAUUUGGCGACACUGUAAACACAGCAUCCCGUAUGGAGUCCACCAGUGAAGCUUUAAAGAUCCAGUGCAGUGGCUCUACAGCAGAUCUUCUACACACACUUGGUGGAUAUGUGCUGAUGUGUCGUGGGUCUCUCAAUGUGAAGGGGAAAGGCGAAAUGACAACUUGGUGGCUGGAGGCAAAAAGAAGCCCCACAGACCCUUUGUUCAGUGAAGACGAACCGUUGGGUCUUCCUGUUCCUGUUAGCAGUUAACCUAUGUGCUACGGUCACGACAGAAACCUUAACAAACAAAUAGACAAGUUUAGCAGAUAUGCUAACUGACUUAAGUGUAUACUUACUGUUGGUGUAUAAGUAUGUGCUAUUACAUUUGAUUGCUGCUAUGUUGAAAUAUUACUGCUGUUAUUGUUUUGUGUAUUAGACGAGAUGUUAUAUAUGUUGUGUUUGGAAGAUUUAAAAUGUCUUUGUCAUAUGAAGGGCAGAUGUGUUCGUAGAGACAUCUUUUCAUUAAAUAUCUGUGGUUAUUUUAUCUUCAUCAGUGCAUAGGUUGUAUUUUAAUGUAGAUAUGCUGGAAUAAAAUGUCCAAGUUGA
Molecule: messenger RNA, 2215 nt
Organism: Cyprinus carpio (common carp)
Lineage: Eukaryota; Metazoa; Chordata; Actinopteri; Cypriniformes; Cyprinidae
Product: atrial natriuretic peptide receptor 2-like
Exons: 15
Coding region: 44-1879 (611 amino acids)
Biological process (GO): cGMP biosynthetic process; protein phosphorylation; receptor guanylyl cyclase signaling pathway
Molecular function (GO): guanylate cyclase activity; protein kinase activity; peptide receptor activity
Source: RefSeq, a predicted model, not a curated record